Humulus lupulus (European hop) is the source of this 2010-nucleotide messenger RNA. RefSeq names its product cytokinin dehydrogenase 6-like. NCBI's taxonomy places the organism in Eukaryota, Viridiplantae, Streptophyta, Magnoliopsida, Rosales, Cannabaceae. The record is from RefSeq and is a predicted model, not a curated record. The transcript is spliced from 4 exons. The coding region runs from base 162 to 1766 and encodes 534 amino acids. Gene Ontology annotation, molecular function: FAD binding; cytokinin dehydrogenase activity. Gene Ontology annotation, biological process: cytokinin metabolic process.
AUCCACUCUUACUACUUGUCCCAUACUACUCUUCUAUCUCUGCCUUUAUUUUCUCAAUUUGCUUACACAAAACAACCGAAAGUAUAUACUAGUAUACAGCAUUAAACUUCUUUCCCUUAUCUCUUCUAACAAAAAAAGAAAAGAGCAAAAGAAGAAAAGAUAUGAAAGAGCCAGCUUCAGCUAAACUUUUUGAACACAAGAUGAACAUCUUUGUCAUUGCAGGCUUCAGUAUUAUCUUACUCUUCUCCUGCCUAACUUUUAAGAUAAACCUUUGUUUAUCUAAUACCCUUCCUCUGAAACCACUCGAGCUUGAUGGGCAUUUGAGUUUUGAUGAAGUUCAUCAUGCAGCCAAGGAUUUUGGCAACAGGUUUCAGUUCCUCCCAGCAGCUGUUCUUCAUCCCAAAUCGGUAUCCGACAUAGCCAUUACUGUCAAGCAUAUUUGGGGAAUGGGCACCAGCUCAGAGCUGACUGUUGCAGCCAGAGGCCAUGGCCACUCUCUCCAAGGCCAGUCACAAGCUCAUAGAGGCGUGGUCGUCAACAUGGAGUCCCUCACCAAGAACCGUGAUAUGCAGAUUCACAAAGGAGGAAAGUUCUCUUAUGUUGAUGUUUGUGGGGGUGAGCUUUGGAUAAACAUACUGCAUGAGACUUUGAAAUUUGGCUUAACGCCAAAAUCAUGGACUGAUUAUCUAUAUCUGACCGUUGGUGGAACUCUGUCCAACGCCGGGAUCAGUGGACAGGCAUUUCGACAUGGUCCUCAGAUCAGCAACGUCCAUCAGCUAGAAGUUGUUACAGGUAAAGGAGACGUGGUAAAUUGUUCGAAGGAAGAGAACGAAGACCUAUUUCACAGUGUUCUUGGUGGACUUGGUCAGUUUGGGAUCAUAACCCGAGCAAGGAUAUCUUUGGAGCCAGCUCCUGCAAUGGUCAAAUGGAUUAGAGUGCUCUACUCAGAUUUUGAAACAUUUACAAGAGAACAGGAGAGUUUGAUAUCAGCUGAGAACACUUUUGAUUAUAUUGAAGGGUUUGUGAUCAUUAACAGGACUGGUCUCUUAAACAACUGGAGAUCAUCUUUCAAUCCCCAGGACCUUGCUCAGGCCAGCCAGUUCAUCUCAGAUGGAAAAACUCUUUUCUGCCUAGAAUUGGUCAAGUACUUCAACCCGGGGACCAUGGAUAUGGUAAAUCAGGAAGUGGAGAAAAUGUUGGCUAAACUAAGCUAUAUCUCAUCAACACUAUUCAUAUCAGAUGUUAGUUAUGUGGAUUUCCUAGACAGAGUUCAUGUAUCUGAAGUCAAACUAAGGUCAAAAGGGUUGUGGGAAGUACCUCAUCCAUGGCUUAAUCUUCUGAUACCCAAAAGCAAAAUCCAAACUUUUGCUGAAGAAGUAUUUGGAAAUAUCAUAACUCAGACAGGCAAUGGUCCGGUCAUCAUCUUCCCAAUCAACAAAUCAAAGUGGGACAACAGAACAUCAGUAGUCAUGCCAGAAGAAGACAUCUUCUACUUGGUGGCAUUCCUUAGCUCUGCUGUUCCCUCAUCAACUGGAACUCACCAUGGCUUAGAACAUAUUAUAACGCAGAACAAGAGAAUUCUGGAGUUUUGUGAAACUGCCCAUCUUGGAGCAAAGCAGUACCUACCCCAUUAUGCCACUCAGGAAGAAUGGAGAGCCCACUUUGGGCCACAAUGGGGUGUGUUUGCCCAGAGAAAAUCAGCUUAUGAUCCCUUAGCCAUAUUAGCUCCUGGCCAAAGAAUAUUUCAGAAAGGGAACAAUAUAUAAUGCUCUCAUGCAUAUGAUAACUGCCAAAGCCUUUGACAUAUUUCUUCUUCUUAAUAAAUAAAGUAAAAAUAAAAGAAGAAGAAAGGAGAUUAACAUAUACUUAUUAUUUAUUAUAUGCACGUGCUUUUGUAAAGGGGUCAAAGUAAGUAUCAAUCAUAGUUGGAAAAGGGACUAGAGAACAGUCUUCCUUUCUAGUGAGGAGAUGUUAAUACUACGUAUGUCGAUUUUGUCAAGUUCAAUAAUA